CACAAUUCAUAACUAAUUCUUGAUUCUUCUCCUCUUUAAGUGACAAAGAAGAAUCAAAUGGACAAUAUUGAUUGGGGCAAUGAGCUUCAACAAAGCUUGAUAAUGUCAAGCACAAACAACCCUCUCUGCGGCGGUUGGGAUGUCGCCGUCAAUGCAGGAUCGGCAGCCAACACCGCCUCAUUCGAGUCCCUCGACUGCCUCACCAACACCACCGCCACAUCAGCCGAACAAGACGACGAAAUCUCCCUCAUUUUCUCGGACUGCGAAAACCUAUGGAAUUUCGCGAAACUGAGGAAAACAGUUACUUCAGUUUCGCGAAAUUCCGAUGAAAUCACUGAAGAUCACCGCGGAUCUUCAGCUGAUGACAGCAAGAAGAGGAAGAGAGAGGCGCCGAUCGAAUCAGCGAAUCUCGAUUUCCGGUCGAGAUUCUCCGAUCACGGCGGCGGUUUCCGGCGAAAACCGAAAAAGGCGAGAUCAGAAAAUCCGGUUCGGGUUCCGAUUCCGUCAUCGACGAGCAUCAAUUUCCAGUCGUCGGGCGACGAGGCGGACGCGGAGGCGAUCGCGCAGGUGAAGGAGCUGAUCUACCGCGCGGCGGCGCUGAGGCCGGUGAGCUUCGGCGAGGAGGAGGCGGCGGAGAGGCCGAGGAGGAGGAACGUGCGGGUUUCGAGCGAUCCGCAGACGGUGGCGGCGCGGCAGAGGAGAGAGAGGAUCAGCGAGAGGAUCAGGGCUUUGCAGAAGCUGGUCCCCGGCGGCCGGAAAAUGGACACGGCGUCGAUGCUCGAUGAAGCGGCGAAUUAUCUCAAAUUCCUCAGAUCGCAGGUCAGAGCUCUCGAAGCGUUGGGGAAGAAGAGUCUGAUUGAUCCGACGACGGUCCAUAAUUUUCCCGCCAAUUUUGCAUUUUCGCCGUUGCCAAGCUACUCGUUCGCAAUGCAGCAGCAGCAGCCCCGGUUCUCGUCAUUUUAGCGUUUUGACGAAAACGUCGUAUGGUUAAUUGUAAAAAGUUUUAAAUUUUGAAUUAAAAAUGU
Molecule: messenger RNA, 1025 nt
Organism: Salvia hispanica
Lineage: Eukaryota; Viridiplantae; Streptophyta; Magnoliopsida; Lamiales; Lamiaceae
Product: basic helix-loop-helix (bHLH) DNA-binding superfamily protein
Biological process (GO): regulation of DNA-templated transcription
Molecular function (GO): DNA-binding transcription factor activity; protein dimerization activity
Source: RefSeq, a predicted model, not a curated record